This is a messenger RNA of Colossoma macropomum (tambaqui), 2948 nucleotides long. It is a transcript of the gene cert1a, whose product is annotated as ceramide transporter 1a. The record is from RefSeq and is a predicted model, not a curated record. NCBI's taxonomy places the organism in Eukaryota, Metazoa, Chordata, Actinopteri, Characiformes, Serrasalmidae. Gene Ontology annotation, biological process: ER to Golgi ceramide transport. The transcript is spliced from 18 exons. The coding region runs from base 552 to 2414 and encodes 620 amino acids. Gene Ontology annotation, cellular component: Golgi apparatus. Gene Ontology annotation, molecular function: phosphatidylinositol-4-phosphate binding.
UCAAAUCAAAACUUUUUCCUCGUGAGGUAGGAUAAACAUCAACGCACCAAGUCGGAUUUUAAAAGUCGGACGGACUACAAGAAGCACACGGAGUCGGAUGGAAAUACAGAGCAUUCAAAUCUUCAUCUGUAAUAUGUUUCUAAAAGCUCUUCAGUUGGAGCUGUCGACGUUCUGCUCGCUGUGGCGUUGUUGCCAUUCAGGCUUGGCGAGCGACCCAGCAGGACUCUGAGAGGGAAACACUUCGAAGUCAGGCUUUGGAGUGGAUGUGCUGUCUUCAGUUCGGUUGAAAUAUCAUCGAGCUAACAUUAGCUGAGUAAUUCAGAAGGUUUGCUGUGUUAUUUGUCGUGUCGUUAAAUUAGCAUUAGCUUACGUCAACUUGCUCUCAACGCCAGACGGAGACAGUAGAACAGAGCGGGGAUCAGGACUGCGUGCUUGGCUAGAUAUUAUUUUCAAAGUUCCCUACAGCUAAGCUGUGGUUCUACGAAAAGAUCCAUCAGUCCGAAAAGGAGAAAGGAAAGCUUUUAAAUUAGCCUGAAGUCUCGGUUUGACUAAUGUCGGAUCAGAGUUCGUCUCCUUCAAGUUCUGAUGAAGAUGUGGAUCCUGAAUCAGAGCAAACGGAUGACCUCGGUGGGACCCUCAGUAAGUGGACCAACUACAUCCACGGGUGGCAGGACCGCUGGGUAGUGCUGAAGAACAACACCUUGAGCUACUAUAAGUCAGAAGACGAGAGGGAGUAUGGCUGCAGGGGCUCUCUCUGUCUCAGCAAGGCAGUCAUCACACCUCAUGAGUUUGACGAAUGCCGCUUCGAUGUCAGUGUAAAUGACAGUGUCUGGUAUCUAAGGGCUGAAGAUCCUGACCACCGGCAGCAGUGGAUUGAUACCAUCGAGCUUCACAAGGCUGAGUCAGGCUACGGUUCUGAAAGCAGUCUGAGACACCAUGGCUCUAUGCUGUCCCUCACCUCUGCAACCAGUGGCCUCUCAACCACCUCCACAUCAUCCUUCAGGAAAGGCCACAGUCUGCGAGAGAAGCUGGCAGAGAUGGAGACUUUCCGGGACAUUCUGUGCAGACAGGUGGACACUCUGCAGAGGUACUUUGACAACUGUGCAAGUGGAGACUACAGAGAUGAGUACCACAGGGACAAAGUAGUUGAGGAUGAUGAGGACGAUUUUCCCAGCUCACGACCAGAUGGAGACUACCUGCUCAAUAACAACAGUAGCAAAGACAAGCUAUUCCCAGUCACCAGUCCCAGAGCACCCACUGGGAUUGAUUUCAAAGGUGAAGCCAUUACUUUUAAAGCCACUACUGCAGGGAUCUUGUCCACGCUGUCCCACUGUAUUGAGAUCAUGGUCAAACGGGAGGAGAGCUGGCAAAAGCGUCUGGAUAAAGAAAUGGAGCGGAGAAGGAGAGUAGAAGAAGCCUACAAGUCAGCUUUAACAGAGCUGAAGAAAAAGUCUCACUAUGGAGGACCAGAUUAUGAAGAAGGACCCAAUAGUCUAAUCAAUGAAGAUGAAUUCUUCGAUGCUGUGGAAGCAGCUCUGGACAAACAGGACAAGAUUGAGGAGCAGUCGGAGAAAUGCAGGACCCCUCGACCAAUUACACUCAGCCCGGAUGCCUACUGCUCCAUCAGUGCUCAGAGAUACCUCACUAAGCCUCAUAGCCAUGCUUCCUCCUUGUCCUCUCUCGACCUAGUCAGUGCCUCAGAUGAUGUGCACAGAUUCAGUGCUCAGGUGGAGGAGAUGGUGCACAGCCACAUGACCUAUUCCUUACAGGACGUGGGUGGAGAUGCUAACUGGCAGCUUAUCACCGAGGAGGGAGAGAUGAAGGUGUACAGGAGAGAGGUGGAGGAGAAUGGUGUUGUCCUGGACCCUCUCAAAGCCACUCAUGCUGUUAAGGGGGUCACAGGUCACGAGGUCUGUCAUUACUUUUGGGACACAGCCUAUCGUAAUGACUGGGAAACAACUGUUGAGCACUUUAAUAUAGUAGAGACAUUAUCAGACAAGGCAGUAAUUAUUUACCAGACUCUUAAGAGGGUGUGGCCAGCGUCACAAAGGGACAUCCUUUAUCUGUCAGUCAUCCGCAAAAUCCUCUCCACCAAUGAGAAUGAGCCAGAUACAUGGCUAGUCUGCAACUUUUCUGUAGACCAUGACAGUUACCUGCCCACAAGCAGAUGUAUCCGUGCAAAAAUCAAUGUGGCCAUGAUCUGUCAGACGCUAGUCAGCCCACCAGAGGGCAAUAAAGAAAUCAGCAGAGACAAUAUCCUCUGUAAAAUAACAUAUGUAGCCAAUGUGAAUCCAGGUGGAUGGGCCCCAGCAUCAGUCUUGAGGGCAGUGGCCAGGCGAGAGUAUCCUAAGUUUUUGAAGCGUUUCACAUCAUAUGUUCAAGAGAAGACCAGUGACAGUGCAAUCCUUUUUUAAAACAGGGUGUCUCCACUGCGGUGUCUGCCAGUCUCCACCAGUCUCCGUUAAACACAUGUACGUGAGAGGCCUUAGCCAUACCUAAAGAGCCUAAAUCACAGUGCAGAGGUAACCUGCCCAGGAGGUCUGAAAACUACAUUACCGGAUACCUGUUCAUCAGCACUCAUAUCAAAUGCAGUGUUCUGCUCAGGCAUAUCAGAGAGAAGAUAACAGAAAGGUAAUAAGCCUGCUUACAGUGUGGAGCCUGUGACUGUUAUACCUUUUAGAGGGAGUUCUAUGGGCCCUCGAACAAAAGACCACAGGCUAUUAAUAUUGAACAGUGAUUGAGUGUACAGUUAGAAUCCUUAUUUGUGUUCUGGGUGAAUACAAUUUUUUUUUUUUCAUUGAAGUGUUUACUUAAGUUUUGUAAAUACUUUGUAUUAGUUUUAUUUGCACAUUGUUUAACUAAUUGUCCUUAUGAAAAAUAAACACUAUAAACUUGAAUGCCUUUAAUGAAAAGCCUUCUCAGUCAUAGCUGAGCUUUCUUCCUGGCCU